This is a messenger RNA of Salpingoeca rosetta, 5621 nucleotides long. RefSeq lists its product as uncharacterized. Lineage: Eukaryota; Choanoflagellata; Craspedida; Salpingoecidae. The record is from RefSeq and is a predicted model, not a curated record. Bases 82 to 5442 code for a protein of 1786 amino acids. Gene Ontology annotation, molecular function: protein binding. The transcript has 15 exons.
CUCUGUCACACACGAUCCACAUCUGCCGUGUCUCCACCAAGACUUCAGACACAACAGCAGAUAAUUGUCACGUAAUGGGUGAUGGGUGACCACGUUCAGGAUGAUCCACGAGACCGCGGCGGUGGGCGUGAGAAGCGCAAGCAAGCUGCAGCACAGCAAACACCACCAUCGUCCAAGCUGGAACAUGCCAAGACACUUCCUCCAACCUUGCCUCGCGUGCAACUGCGAACUGUUGCUGGGCUGCAUGAGCUGUGCAAGGCGGAGACGAUGGUUGGAACAGACAGUGAGGGUUGCGAUGUGUGGCUGGGAUCCAGAACAUGCGAUCCAAGGCAUGCUGUCAUCUACUUUGACACCAACAAGCGGUCCUUCCUCGUCAAAGACCUCAAGUCACGCGUCGGCACCUUUGUGAACGACGUCAAGGUGCGAGCACCAGUUGAGCUGCGCGACAAAGACGUGAUUCGCUUCGGCACCGACCCAAAGACACAUCGGGUUGAAAUGCUCCAUGACAAAGAAGACCUCGUGUAUGACAAGCGCACUCGCUCCUAUGUCGAAGCAAGCCACCUCAAGCGGCCAGCGCGAUCAACUAGCCACCGCCGCCGCCACCGUUCGCCGUCGCAUGAGCAGCGCUCAGCUGUUGUCUCCAUCCGGCAAACCAUCCAGAGCCCAGCCAAGCACGGCAGGGGCAACGAAACGCUGGAGAUGCAGUAUGUUGUUGAUCCACGCUCAUCAUCGUGGUUGGAGCAGAGCAUUGCCAACCUGCAAGACAGUCUUGAAUUUCGAAAUGCAAACGCAAACCGAAACCGAAAUCGAAACCGUGACGCCCUGCGCAGACCAGACGUGCGCCAGCUGCGGAGCGAGUAUGACGCUGCAACAGCAAACGACCAGCCAUCCCCACCAACGCGUGCACCGCGCGCGCGUGUGGACCUGUUCAAACCAAGCGAGGCCGCCGUUGCUGCUCUUCCCGUCACGGGCGGCCCACAACAUGGCAUGGACCAGCUGCACGACCCACGCGACACACGGCAUCGCCAUGGGGCAGCACGGGCGCGUGAACACCAUGAUGAUGCCCGAGGACGAGCAUCCCCGCUGUCACGGUCGCCGUCACCGGGCGCCCCGGCCAAUGCGAGCGAUGGCAGACGUGUGCACCCACCGUCAUCCAGCCACCGCCACCACCACCGCCACCGCCACCGCCGCCACCGCGCAGACAGCGGGGACGAACGUCGUGUCGACGAUGGCUGGAUGUCUCCGCCACCGAUUGCACACGAUCACACACGCGCACGCCGACCGCAGUCCCGGCGAUCAUCACGCGGGAGCAACGGCGGUGUGGAUGCACACCGCGACCACAAUAACCCCGGCCACGACGCUUAUGACGCUUACGACGACGACCACGACCGCCAACGGCGUCGUCGGCGGCACCAGCGGCGGUCGCGUGUGCGGGACGUGUCAGAUACGGAGCACAGUGACAUCGACAGCAGCGAUGAGCGCCAUCGCCAUCGAGACGAGCGCUACCUCGAAGGAAACGGCACGCCACCACGGCGCCGACAACCGCGCCCACCAUCCCCCGUGGCUGCCGGAGCAGCAGCGCACCGCCCACAGCCGCCAGCAGGGCACAGGCCACAGUCCGGGUUUCGGCGGCGCAGCAGUGCACGCGUUGGCCGACGUGGCAGUGGUGUAGACCAUGAGGCACCAAUUGACAACACCCCGCGGCAGGAACGCGCGCCAACACGCGGAAUUGCGUUCAACAUUGCGCUGGAUGACAAUGACGACGCUCGUGGCGGUGCUGGUGCUGGUGGUGGCGGUGCGAAGCAGCAUCGGAAUUGCCGCGAUGAUGGGGGAUCGAAUCCAAACAAGCGCUUGGACCAACUGCGCACACUGGCAAGCAAAGGCGACGUGCUUGAGUUCAAGGUCGCCAAAACCGUCCACGAACUUAAGGGUCUGCAUGAGCAACUGAGCCUGACACUCCCGAAGCAGCUGCUGCACACCCUAUCUGCUCUCGACCACGUUGAUGUGACACAGCAGUUGCACGCAUCCACUGCCCGACAAACAGCAGCGCAGAAUGCGUCUGAGGACACGCUUCUUGAUCUGAUUCAGGACGUGGUUUCGCGCGUGACCUCGUGCUCCAGCGCCGUCAACGCCGCCUUCCCCUCGCUCAAGCGUGGUGUUGAGGAGUUUGUUGGACGCCAGGAAACGCAGCACAAGCAGGCACACGCCCAAUCCGACCAACUGCGCGCACAGCUUCGUCGUGCAGAGGACGAGUUGAAGGAUUUGCAGGCACAGUUGGACGAAGAAGUCACAGCUAAACGGGAGGCGCACACAAAGGCACGCACAGCAACAAGGCAGCUGGACAAGAUCCAGCAUCAGCUGCAAUCUGUGGAAGCAGCAAGUGACCACGAACGCCAACAGCUUCUGGACGCCCAGGAUGUCCUCAAGGCGGAGAUUGAGGAUUUGAAACGGCAUUUGAGCGAUGCGCGACGAAAGCUCGAUGCACAGACACAGCUCACGUACCAGUACUCGGAGCAGCUGCAAGCGUUGCGGUCACAGGAGGAGGGAAGCGAGCGAAGCACUCGCGCCUUGCAUGCACAACAAGACAUGUGUCGACAGUUGGAGCAGCAGCUGCAGGAUGCGCAGCAGCAACUCGCUGACAAAGCCCGCGCUGGAGAGGCUCGACAACAGGAGCUUGAGGACGAGCUGGAGAGAUUGCGAAACGAGCGCAAGCAGCAGCAGGACCGCAUCCGUGCGUUGGAAGGGCAGCUGUCAGAUGGAGUGCAUGGCGAAGGUGCAACCCGAGAGGAGCACGCCAGCUCUUUCCGCACAAGCAGUCAUACAGCGGAAUUGGAACAGCAACAGCAGCGCAUCGCCCAGUUGGAGGCGACGAACGCGGGCUUACAGCAAGCGCUGGCUGCGUUGGGCCAGCAGGGCGACGUAGCUGCAGAGCUGGCACAGCUGCGAGCAGAGAACCAGCGCUUGCGCGACAAAGCUCAGGCGGGCGCCCAAGUGCAGACUAUGGAUACCGCCGACACCCAACACACACCCACGUCCGCCGAGGACGUGCGCGCCCUGAGCAACGAGCUGUCGGCUGCAUGUGCGGCGCACGCGACAUUAGAGGAGCAGAUGCGGUCCCAAGAAGAACACUGGCGAGCAGAAGUGAAUGGCCUGAAUGCAGAGGUGCGCCGUCUUCAGCACGAACUGCAGCAACAGCAGCAGCAGCAGCGACAGCAGCAAGAGGAGGAGCAGCAGAGGGUGCAAGAGCUUGAAGACAGGGCCGCGCAGCAGGAAGCAGAGCUCACCGCCCAGGUCAAGGCGUUGCAGAAUCAGCUGCAGGAGAAGGAGGCAGCUUACAGACAACUUGAAACAGAGAACCAGCAACUGCUGUCUGAUUUGCACACGGCGGCAGAAUCCACGCAGCGACACAACAUCACACUGGACGGCAGCAUGGCCAACCACGCCAGCACCACCUCUGUGUUCGAUCACAAUCCCGACGAUGACACCAACAAUGUGAACGACGGUGCGGCAACGACGACCAUUGGGUCGCCAGUGCCGACAAUAACGCUGCCCACGAUCGACGCGCGAGCAGACGAGCGCCUUCGCGAGGAGCUGCAGGGCGCACGGGAGCAGCUGCUCGCAUGUGAGCAACAGCGCGAUGAGCUGUCUGCAGAGGUUGCGGCGCUCAAGUCGCACCUGGCCAGCAUGCGGGACGCGUGCGCGCAGGCCGAAAACGACAAGGCGGCGCUGCAACAGCAGCUGCGGCAGGCGCGCUCUGAGGCCCAGCGCUGCGUUGCUGAGGAGCAGUCGUCGGCCGCUGCUGCAGCUGUGGAGGAGGCACUUGCGCGCGCUCGCCAGGAGCACAAGGCAUCCCUUGCAGCUGUCCAAAGAGACUGUGACGCAAAGAUUGCACAUGCACAGCGCGAGGCAGAUGCUGCCGCUGCCAGUGCCAAGCAGGAGUGGCAGGAAGAGUGUGCACAGCUGCAGGCGAAGUUGGAGGCGCUGGAACAGGAGCGUGAGACACAGGCGGCAGCCAGCAGCACACAACACCAAGACCUUCAGGCAGCGCUGUCGGCUGCAGAGCACAGAAACCGCGAGCUGCAAGCGGCAGUGGAUGGUCACAAGCAACGCAUUGCAGCUCUUGAGACGGCGGUGCAAACAGAACAAGGCCGAGUGGUGGCAGCAGAGGAGGAGGCUGCCCGUGUGAGAGUUGUGGCGCAGGGCCUGGAAGACGCAGAGACACAGGCAAAGGAAGAGCUGUCGCUUGCGGUGCAGCAGCUCAAGGAACUGCUUCAGGAAGUGAAUGCAGGCGAUGCUGAUGGCGACACGGCACCACAGAGCAGGGAGGAGCAGGGCAGCGACACCCACGGCAGCAGCGACAGCAACAACGACUUCAGCAGCCGUGAAGCACGUGAUGAGACGAAGGCCAGCGCUGUCGGCGAUGAGGAUGGGGGUGAUCACAGCAACGGACCCGUUGGCCGUCGGAAGGCGGACGAGGCGCGAGCCGCAUCAGCUGCUCUGGGGAACAAGUCCGAUGGUGACGCCCUGUCUCGGUUGUUACAGAUGGCUGAAGACAGCGCAUCUCAGUCGUCGUGCGCGUGCGCGGAGACGCUGCGUUCGCUGAUUGCGGCGGCACGUGCGCGUGUUAUGGACCGCCUGCAGCAGCACAGUACUCGCGUUACACGUGUUGGCGCAGAGCUGAGGCGCGCGCGCACACAGCUGGAGCAGGCUCAGGCCACGGCCGCCAAGGCAGCAGACGCGCUUGAGGAGAAAGAGAAGGAGGUGGCGGGAGUGCGUGCGGCCCUGCAGCAGGAGCAGCUGCAACUGCAAGAGGCCAAGCGGCAGGCACAAGAUGCUGAACAGGCGGCUGCAGCUGCCAAGGAUGAGAUGAAGGCGCGAGUGGAUGCGAUCAGAGCUGAGCUUGAGCGGGAGAAAGAAGAGGCACAGAGGGCAGCGGCGGACGAAUUUGUGGAAGAGAAGAAGCGCGGCGAUGCGGCGUGUGAAGAGCUGCAACAGCUCAAACAGGCGCAUGCUGCCCAGGCCGAACGCCUGGAGGCGCGCAUUGCAGAUGCGCAGCUGCUUGUGCAACAACGCGAUGCCGAGUUGAGGCAGCUUGCCAGUGACAAGGGCAGGCUGCAGACGAAGAUUGUGGAGACGUCCAAGGUAUCCACGCAGCUCCGAGAGCAACUGGCACAGCAGACCUCGCUGGUGGCGACGCUUCAGUCUGAGAAGGAGCAAGCGGAAGCCAACUUGGAAAAGGCGCUUGAGGAUGUCAGCAGCUUGGUUGCCGACAAGGCAGCGCUUGAAGCAGAGCUCUCACAAAUCAAGGAGGGCACCAUCUCUGCUCACCCGUACACCCGGAAAAGGAUUGAUACGUUGACGCAGCGCCUGGCAAAGGCAGACAAAGUGAUCCGGUCGUUGAAACAUCAACUCACAGAGCAGCAGAGCGAUAAGAGGCGGUGACAUUGUUGUCAAGCGCGCGGAUGGAAUGGAGGAUGGAAAGCCAAGGGUAGAUGGGUGUGUCUGUGUGCCUGUGGGCAGGGACGCGCGACACUUGCUUUGCGUUUAAGUGACACUUUUGUUAUGUUACAGUGCUGUGUUAGUUGAGUUCAUUAGAAUCGAUAGGCCUUUGGAUGUAUGAG